AUGCUGCAUCUCAAUGCCUUAUCAAACCCGCAAAGACAACAGAUAAGGAAUGCUUUCACUUUGCUAGACGGUGAGUCCAAAGACUCUCUAAUAACUAAAGACGAUUUGAAAAAGAUGUACACAAAUCUCGGGAUCAAACAGCCAUCAGAGAAGGAGAUUGAAAGCAUGUUUACAAUUGACAACGUGUCACACUCCGAGAAAGGAAUAUCAUUUACGCAAUUUCUGAAUAUCCUUGCAAAAGAACUUCUGUUGAUUGAUGAUAGAUCGUCGAUAUACGAAGCUUUGCAAGUGUUUCUGGCCAAGGGUGAUCACAAAUCGUUCAAAGACGAAUUACAAAUUGACCUUGAAGAGUUGAAAGAUGCCUGCUGUUCAGUACGAAUGAAUGAUGGAAACCGUCUAUCCCGUUCCUCAUUUGACGAAUUAGUGAAGGGGUUUGUUCUGCAAACCGUAGACGGUAAGAAAGUGUUCCUAGCAUCGAAGUGGAUGUCUGCGUAUAUUGAUUAA
This is a messenger RNA of Lodderomyces theae, 504 nucleotides long. RefSeq lists its product as uncharacterized. The transcript has a single exon. Gene Ontology annotation, molecular function: cytoskeletal motor regulator activity; myosin heavy chain binding. The record is from RefSeq and is a predicted model, not a curated record. Gene Ontology annotation, cellular component: myosin II complex; cytoplasm. Lineage: Eukaryota; Fungi; Ascomycota; Pichiomycetes; Serinales; Debaryomycetaceae. The coding region runs from base 1 to 504 and encodes 167 amino acids. Gene Ontology annotation, biological process: actomyosin structure organization; mitotic cytokinesis.